Molecule: messenger RNA, 351 nt
Organism: Saxophila tyrrhenica
Lineage: Eukaryota; Fungi; Ascomycota; Dothideomycetes; Mycosphaerellales; Extremaceae
Exons: 1
Coding region: 1-351 (116 amino acids)
Biological process (GO): electron transport coupled proton transport; aerobic respiration; mitochondrial respiratory chain complex I assembly
Molecular function (GO): quinone binding; 4 iron, 4 sulfur cluster binding; NADH dehydrogenase (ubiquinone) activity
Source: RefSeq, a predicted model, not a curated record
AUGCCUCGCUACGACCAGGACCGCCUUGGGAUCAUCUUCCGCGCCUCCCCACGUCAAGCCGAUGUCAUGAUCGUUGCCGGGACUGUUUGCAACAAGAUGGGUCCCGCUGUGCGGCAGCUAUACGACCAGAUGCCGGAUCCCAAGUGGGUGAUUAGCAUGGGCAGCUGUGCGAAUGGCGGUGGCUACUACCACUACAGCUACAGUGUUGUACGAGGAGUGGAUCGGCUCAUCCCGGUGGAUAUCUAUGUUCCAGGCUGUCCGCCGACGGCAGAAGCGCUGCUCUAUGGAGUAUUUCAGUUGCAAGCCAAGAUCAGGAGGACGAAGGUCACGAGGAUGUGGUAUCGGAAGUAG